CAUAUGUAAAACAUAUGGAGCACUUUUCUGGAAGAAACCAUAUGUUUUUACCAUAUGUAAAAUAUGUGGGUCACAUACAUUUAACAUGUGGUGCAUAAUUUACCGGUGUACUUACAUGGGUUUUGUCUGAUAUAAUCAUGGCCCUUUCUAAACUUUGAAAAAAAAUGCAUUAUGCCAGCUCUUUUUGUUUUAAGAAUAGUUUGUAUUCACUGUCUUAUGGCUCUAACUUGUUCAUAAUGUUUUAUAUAUUAGAUAAUAAUGGUAGCAAUAUGAUAUUUUAUGGGGUUUCAUAUAGCAAAGGAAAACCCUAUUCCUACCACUUCUUUAAUCAGUACAUAUACUCUUUUCAUUUAACGUCUAUAAUUAAAUACCACUUAUACUUUUAUUUCAGAUUUCCAACUGAGAGGUCAAGAUUACAUCAUUUGAAGAGGAAAUUCUAUGAGAAAUGUAGAAUCCCAAACGUAAUCGGAGCAGUAGAUGGAACCCUCAUCCCUAUUCAGGGUCCAUCACAGGAUGAGGCAGCUUAUGUCUGCAGAAAAGGGUUCCAUGCUCUUUAUGUUCAGGCAGUAGUCGAUGCUGAAAUGAGAUUCACAGAUGUUGUUUCAAGGUGGCCUGGUUCACAGCAUGAUGCGGCCAUUUUCAAUGCUUGUGGGUUAAAGACACAUUUAGAACAAAGUAAUAAUGGGUUGUUAUUGGGGGAUAGUGGGUACCCUCUUAGGAGGUACCUCUUGACCCCAAAGGUGAAUCCGACAACACCACAAGAGGAAGCCUUCAAUAAACACCAUAGCAGAGGCAGAAUGGUGGUAGAAAAAGCCUUUGGUAUACUGAAGUCACGUUUCAGAUGCCUACACAAAAGUGGUGGUGUUCUACCGUUUUCACCAAAAAAGAGCAGCCAAGUUGUGGUAGCAUGUAUGAGGCUACAUAACUUUUGUAAAACUAGAGGAGUACAAGAGCCUGUGGAGAUCAUCACACAGGAUGAUGAUGAUGAUGAUAAUAAUUUACCAAAUGGAGACGACAGAAGUAAUAAUAACCUUAGACAGGAAUUAGUUAAUUUAUUCUGAAAAAAUGUUUUUA
Messenger RNA from Ruditapes philippinarum (Manila clam), 1074 nucleotides. RefSeq names its product putative nuclease HARBI1. Lineage: Eukaryota; Metazoa; Mollusca; Bivalvia; Venerida; Veneridae. Bases 165 to 1061 code for a protein of 298 amino acids. The record is from RefSeq and is a predicted model, not a curated record. The transcript is spliced from 5 exons.